AUGUGGCCAGAUCCGUUUUACUAUCAGGACGUCCCGAAGCUUAAAGAUACAGUUGCCAUUUCCAUUGUGAAUAUUGCGAGCAUUCCCUUCCUUCAGGAAAGAGGAAAUCAAGUUGAUACGGAGACAACAGUGACCCUGGAACGCCCGGCUCCCGAGGACCCCAGCCGAGCCCCUCCGCACCCCGGGCACCAGGCUCGCUGCGCGCCCCGCGCCGCGCUCCCGCGGGCGCACGCGCACAGGCGCCGCGUUGGGACCGGCCGCGCUCUCGCGGGCGCACGCGCACAGGCGCCGCGUAGGGACCGGCCGCGCUCUCGCGGGCGCACGCGCACAGGGGCCGCGCUGGGCCGCCGCGCUCUCGCGGGCGCAUGCGCACAGGCGCCGGGGCGGGGCUACCAAGUUGUUGCCAAGGAGCCGGGGCCGCGCAGUGGCCGUGGGGACCCCCCUCUUUUCUCUUUUUGCCCUUAUCUGGCUCUCUUUUUUCCUUUCUUCUUUCUUCUCCACCCGACCCCUCUUCCUACAGGCCCGAGACUGACGCCGUUGCUACGUCGGGGCCGUGCUGUCGCCGCGCAGCCCCGCGUGCCCCCUUCCCUCCGCAGGUCGCGGCUGCCGCUGCUCACUCGCCACCCGGCGCCCGAGGAACCGAUAUUUCGGGUGCUCCGCUGCCGACAAAUACAGAUGAACUGCCCAGGUAAAAACUUACAUGGGGAUGUUUCUACUGCUGAGAUGCCAUAUGAAUAGUGUAGGAAUUUUAAGUCCUUUCAGCAGUGAAGAUUUAUGAUCCCUUUCCCCGCUCUUAUAAGAUUUAAAGAUGUGAUGUCCUGUCUACAUCAGCUUCAACUCCGGGCAUGUUUGAAAAUCCACAUUAAAUAUUGUUUUAAAUUGUUUCUUAUAUUCUCAAUAUGAUGAAAAUAUUUGGUUUAGGAAUUGGAAAUUUAGGAAAUUUUGUACUGUGUUUAAGCAGUACCUCUUGUAAGAGUAAUGAAAUAAGUUGUCAUAUCACAGCUACCUCACAAGGAGAGAGUCACAGUUUGUCAUAAGGGGAGAGUGACAGCUAUGACACAAGGAUAGGGGAGAGUACAAUUAGAAACAGUCACACCACAUGAUGACCUGGUUAGCUUGUUGCGCCUAUGAAACCACUAAAUUUGAAUCGUACAUUCCUCCUCAUCCCUCAGGGACCAAAUAUGUCUGAGACCAGGACAACUUUUAGUUGUCAGUUUUAAGACAGUGUUGAAUUCCUAAAUGUUAAAGUUGGAAGGGACUUUAAAGAUAAGAGUAUUCAACUUAGUAUUUAGUGAGGACUGAAUUCAGACAGAAAAAAUGACUUACAAGUCUUACAGCUAGUUGUAAGUCACACCUUCUGAUUCUUAUUCCAAAGCUCUUCUCACCGUCCUUUUUUCCUUUUGACACUACUCUGAUUUGCUAUUCUCUGUUAACUGGUUCUAUGUUUUUCUCCUUUGACUGUUUCAUAUUCAAGCUCUGAAAUAACUAAUAUAUUAACUGACUGCACAGUUCCAACAAUUGGAGCUACUGAUCACAAAUCUCUUUAAGUUAAUGGAGUGGCCUCUGGUUUUGGUCUUUCCCAUCUCCUGGCCCCACGUGCCCACCCCUUAAGUGACUAACU
Molecule: messenger RNA, 1621 nt
Organism: Microcebus murinus (gray mouse lemur)
Lineage: Eukaryota; Metazoa; Chordata; Mammalia; Primates; Cheirogaleidae
Source: RefSeq, a predicted model, not a curated record